This is a messenger RNA of Dermacentor albipictus, 9876 nucleotides long. Its product is annotated as adenylate cyclase type 5-like. Gene Ontology annotation, molecular function: adenylate cyclase activity. Gene Ontology annotation, biological process: adenylate cyclase-activating G protein-coupled receptor signaling pathway; cAMP biosynthetic process; intracellular signal transduction. The record is from RefSeq and is a predicted model, not a curated record. Gene Ontology annotation, cellular component: plasma membrane. Lineage: Eukaryota; Metazoa; Arthropoda; Arachnida; Ixodida; Ixodidae.
UCGCCUUGCCAACGUCGCCAGUGUUGGUGGUGCCCGGCCUGCUGACUCUUCUUCCGUCUCCGAGAGCAGUCACCGUCGCGUGACCCUCGUCGACGCCGAAAUAGUGUGGGCGGGAUAGGAGUGUGCUCAAUAGAGGCUACCGGACUGUUGUCCUGUCGUCCCGGGCUCCGGACCACUUUUGCCCUGCCUGCUCGCUCGCGCCGACGUCAGCAGGCCAUUGUUUUCCUGCUCGCUUGCUCGGCGAGCGGAGGUGUGCCGCUUCGUGUCCUGCGAUGUUGUUCCCGGAGGACAAGUGGCUAUAACGGUUGACAAAGACCGCACGUCCUCUGGACCAAGAUGGCGGUGGCGUCCGGUGGUGGUGGAGGAGGGGGCGCUUCCGACUCGAGCGACUCGGCCGGUGGUGGCGGCGGCGGUGCGAACAACAACAAGGAGACGACAUGGGAGUACGUCGAGGCCAAGACGCAGACGCACACCGUGACCAGCGUGGACUGCUGCACCUCCUGCUACUACUUCUGCUGGUACCAGCACGUGCACCGCAACGACAUCGACUCGCUCUACCAGCGGUACUUCCUGCACCUGAACCGGCGCAGCCUCACCGCGCUUCUGGGCGUCAUGGCGGCGCUCUGCGCCCUCGGGGCGCUCCUGGACCUGGCGCUGUCCCAGCGGCCAUCCCAGCCCCCGCCGGCGGCUCGCGCCGCAGCGUUCGGCGCGCUGCUCGUCUUCUACCUGGCGCUGGUGUACGCCACGCUGCAGACCUCGUUCCGCCAGGUGCACCUGCUCGUGUGCAGCUAUCUGGUGCUCGGCUCGUUCGUAGUGCUCGUGGCGCUCGUGGCGCUCCUUGACCCCAGCGCUGCCGAGCGCGCCGUCGUGUCCGACCUGUGGUGCGCGCUCUUCCUCGUGUACGUGUCGUACGCCCUGGUGCCGGUGCGCAUGCGUGACAGCGCCGUCGCCGGAGUCCUGCUGGCCGGAACCUACCUGGCCUGCAAUCUCGCACUGCACGCUGACACCCUGCACUGGAAGCGGGUGACGUGCAACGUGAUACUGCUGGUGGCGGUGAACACCAUCGGCAUGUUCUCGCACUACCCGAGCAAGGCGGCCCAAAGGCAAGCCUUCCUCGAGACGAGACAGUGCAUCGAGUCAAGGCUAAGCAUACAGCGCGAAAAUCAAAAGCAGGAGCAACUCUUGCUCUCCGUUCUUCCACGCCACGUUGCGAUGGAGAUGAAGGCGGACAUCGCGAAAAAGCCGCAGGACUCCAUGUUUCACAAAAUCUACAUCCACCGGCACGAGAACGUCAGCAUCCUGUUCGCGGACAUAUGCGGCUUCACGAGCCUCGCGUCCCAGUGCACGGCCGAAGAAGUGGUGCGCAUGCUGAACGAACUGUUCGCGCGCUUCGACAAGCUCGCCGCCGAGAAUCACUGCCUCCGCAUCAAGAUUCUCGGAGACUGCUACUACUGCGUCUCAGGCUUGCCGGACCCGCGACCAGACCACGCUCAGUGCUGCGUCGAGAUGGGACUCGACAUGAUCGAGGCCAUUGCACUCGUCCGUGACGUGACAGGUGUUAACGUCAACAUGCGAGUCGGCAUCCACACCGGGAGGGUCCACUGUGGUGUCCUCGGACUCAAGAAGUGGCAGUUCGACGUGUGGUCUAACGACGUCACGCUCGCAAACUACAUGGAAGCGGGCGGAAUCCCAGGGAGCGUGCACAUCACCAAGGAAACGCUGCAGUUCCUGGGCGACGACUACGAGGUGGUCCCAGGCGAGGGCGGCCAGCGACACCCGUACCUGCGCGACCACAACAUCGAGACGUACAUCAUCAUUCCAAACGACAAGAAGCGCAUGGCGCCCCCCGAGAACAACACGUCGGCGGCGCUGCACGGGGUCGCCAAGGAGAUACGCAUCAUGGGGCAUGCGAACGCCAGGCGACACGUCAACAUGAGGAUCAAGGGCUACUCGGGCGGCGAGAAGAAGAAGAACUCGCAGGAGGAAGUGAACGACUACCUGUCGCACGCCAUCGACGCCCACAGCAUCGAGCAGCUCCGCGCCGAGCACUGCAAGAAACUUACGCUCACUUUCCACAAGGCCGACGUCGAGGAGAAGUACAUGAAGGAGCCGGAUCCGAUGCUGGGCGUGUACAUCGUGUGUGCGGAAGUUGUGCUGGUGUUCAUAUUUAUCAUACACAUGAUCAUACUGGACUUAUCGUGGAUCCGGGUGUUCAUCCAGAUAGGAGGAAUCGCCCUUAUAAUUAUGGUUAUAUGUAUCAUCCUGUGCCUGCACCUAGAGCUUUUCACAGCUGUGAUUCCUUCCAAGUGUUACAAGAUUUCCGAGAAACUCACGGGGAACAGAUUGCAUAGCCAAGUUAUUUCAAUUGUAAUCUUAAUCAUUGUGUACGUCGGCUGCAUGACAUCGGCGAUUUUGCCCGAAUCCGAGGACGUCGCGUCGUGUUGGUACUACGACGACAAUUUCACGAUGGUAGCAAACGUAACGUGUAUGCAAGAGAACUACGUGAACGUGCCUGAGUACCUCAUGCUCUGUAUGGCUCUGGUGCUCCUAGCCUGCGCAGCUGUACUCGUGCUGACGACAGUCGAGAAGCUGGUGCUCCUGCUCAUCUUCAGCUUGCCUUUCUGCGCACUGAGCUUCACGUGGGACAACAGCCUGUGGAACUUCGUUCCUGGCGCCACUAAUGUGCUUUACCUGAAGACUGUGGUGGUGCUCGUGCUGUGCCUCUACAUAGCAGUCCUGGUGAUCCAUGGCUUCCAAACCGAGGCCACAUCUCGCCUUGACUUUUUAUGGAAGCUUCAAGCGAUGGAAGAGAAGGAAGACAUGGAAGACCUGCAGGCGUACAAUCGAAAGUUACUGGGAAAUAUCUUGCCUGCACAUGUCGCCGAGUACUUCCUCUCAUCUGAUCACAGGCACGAGGACCUAUAUCACGAGCAGCGUGACAGUGUUGGCAUCAUGUUUGCAUCCAUUCCAAACUUCAGUGAAUUCUAUAUGGAAUUAGAAGCCAACAAUGAAGGUGUGGAAUGCCUACGCUUGCUAAAUGAAAUCAUUGCCGACUUUGAUGAGCUGCUGUCAGAGGAACAGUUCAGGUGCAUAGAGAAAAUCAAGACGACGGGCUACACGUAUAUGGCAGCCUCAGGCCUCACCAUGACGCAAGAGGACAUAGCAAACAAUGUACAUGUAGUGGCCAUGGCUGAAUAUGCACUAAGGAUGCAGGAGCAGCUUCACCAUGUCAACGAGCAUUCCUUCAACCACUUCAAGAUCAGGAUAGGCCUUAAUGUGGGACCUGUUGUUGCUGGUGUUAUUGGUGCAAAGAAGCCACAUUAUGACAUCUGGGGAAAUGCUGUCAAUGUUGCAAGCAGGAUGGAUUCUACGGGUGAAGUGGAAAAAAUUCAGGUGACCCAGGAAGUUUACAGCAUACUGGAACCCCUGGGCUACCCGCUGGAAUGCCGGGGUUACAUCACUGUGAAGGGCAAAGGGGACAUGCUCACUUAUUUCCUGACGGGCAGACGGAAGCCAGUGGCCGACUCCGGCAACAACCAGCUGUAAAACACCACUUUCACUCCAAAGACCUUGCUUGAUGUGGGGCCAGCUGCCCCGCGUACAUACGUACGUGCAUAAAUAUGAGUUGUUUUUAAUUACCAUUGUUGCAAACGCCACACACAAAAGCUCCAGGCAAGCCCACGUGCCUGAACUUUCACCCUGUUGCAAUGAUAGACAUUACUAGAGAAAUUCCAGAGUUGUUAGUGCUCUUGUUUUAGGGUGUCGCUACAUUCUGCUAAUGUUUACAUUCCACUAUGUGUAAUAUAUGCCUUUUCUCUUUAGGUGUCAGCCCACACCCAUUUGUUGCGAUGUCACGGGCUUAGUCCACUGUGCAUAAGACAUUCUUCAUGAAUAGUUUUGUGUUAGUUAAAUUGCACUGUUUCCUCAAGAAUGUGUUAGUGCUUGAGUUUUAUUUCAGUUCUGCGGUGGUUUCUUUGUUAUUGAGAGUACCAAUGUACAGCGAUCUGUGUGUGCCAACUGUGUAAGAGAAUUUGAGUGCAGUGAAGUGUGCAUGCAAGAAGAGGGGGCUUAAGAGAGUGUUAUUUGUAAACCGUCUGUAAUUCUUCUGAAGUCACUUUAGAAGUUGCAUUGGGACUUACGUCUGUUUGAAUUGUGAAUAUUAAUUUUGAGGUCUCCAGCAGGAUUGAAGAAUGUUUUUGUUUCUGCUUCUUGGCAACCUGGGUAUCUCAGUGGGGGAAUAUUAUUUCUGCGCUGCUGAAACUUGCAUUAAAGUGGCAGAGGCACAGAGUUUCAUGAACAUUGUAAAGCUUUAACAUACAAAGCUCCAAAUCUCUUCAUCUCAGUAAGGAAAAACUGGGCUGUGAAAAAGCAAGCUAGUAGCUUUGCUUUAUGACUAUACACACCCUUUAAAAAGAAGUGUCUUCCAAGCCAUGGAACAGCACUUAACGAAAACAUUCACAUAGCCCAUGAAAUUAAGGUAAUCCAUGCCAUUGCUUUUUACAAAUGAAAGGCUGACUAGUGUUUAUAACAACAAUAACAAAAAAGUGUCAGUCUUGCACAGCUUAUUAUAUUUGUGUACUGCCAGGAUGGCAUAAGUUGUAGAUGGUUAUACAAGCCAUAAAGCACAUGCUUCAGUGAUUUUAUGUUGAGCCUUGUUAGAAAUUGGGGUGAUCUGUAUUCCAUGGAAAGACAUUGACAUAACAUAGUUGAUUGCGCUGCCAUUAGUAAUGCAUUGUAUGUUGAAAGUUUAUUGUAAUGAUGUUUAGCGGCCAGCUGAACUUACUUUAUGAUGACCACUAUCUGGUCGGCAUGGCAAAUAUUGUCUGCUGGGGGGGUUGUGGAGUGUAGUUAUUACUGAGUAAGCAAAUGGCAAAGCUAAAGCUCUCCAGGCAUUGCCAAAUAGUUAUGAAAGAAAUCAAGAAUGGGUGUACAUGUUACAGUUGAUUAUUUUGUACUUUUAUCUUCUGCAGUGUGAUAACUACUUUCUCUAAUGUAGCUGCAAUGGUGAUCCAUUUCCACCGUAGUUGUGCGUGCAAAAGUAGUGAUGUAACAGGUUUUCUGUAUCGGUGCUUGCACAGCCGUAGCAGCAUUCACCUUUUAAAGCCAGGAUCUUGUUUGGUAACAUCUGGUGUAAUCCACAUUGGAAACUCCUUUUUCACUGUACAAUCGACUUCUGUUAAUUCGACCUUGACGGGACCAACGAAAUUGGUUGCUACCUGCAGGUCAAAUAAACAAGAUGCAGAAAAAGCUCCAAAAUAUACUGCUGAUUUAUUUGACAGUAUUUUCUGGAUUUUAACACCCGUUUUAACACCCAUUUUAAACACCCCUUUUUUUUUCUGGAUUUUAACACCCCUUUUUUUAACACCCCUUUUAAAACGCAUGCCCAGUUUUCAUGUGUCCCAAGUAUUAAACUAACAUAGAAAUGACAUUAAAUCUCCUAAAAAAAGUAAAAGCCUAAUGCGCACCAUAUUUUUUUAGCAAGAAAAAUAGUAAAUAUGUGUCACCCAACGGUGGCCGGGUUUCUAAAGUCAGCUUCGCCGCAAUGCAUUGGGUUAUGCUGCAAUGCGCUCAAGCACAUGAUCGCUGUGAAAAUGGUUUUGGUAUUGUCUGACUGCAUUGCAAAAGCAAUUUUAAUUUUUUAAAAAGAAAGGCGAGUGUUAGAAUCGGGUAAAUACCGUAACCAGGCAUUGCAAGCCAUGGCUAUAGCUUGAAAAUCUUCUUAGGGGAGGCCGAAGAUCUAUGUUUUCGAUAAGAUCGUAUGUGCGUUUAACCCAUUCGCUGCUCCUAAUCUUCGCUGAGACUGACGCUGCCCCUAAAGGGGUUUCUAUUGGAGUCACUGUAGGAGUCAGACGUGUGCUUGUCGACUGGUCAAGUUCACUCAUUUUCUCAAUGAGUGUAUGCAUAAGAAUUUGUUGUUUGACUAACUGUUUGAACAUUAUUGUUCAACAUAAGUUGAUGCAGUCUAAGUAUAAGAGGAAUUUACUUUCAUUGUUUAUUAUAAUUUUUCAUACGUAAUGUCUCAAAGCGGCACUGCAGAACACAAGAAAAGCCACAGUGGAGAGCUCCGGAUAAAUUUUGACAACCUCGAUUUCUUCAUUAUGUGUGCAAAUCUAAAGAGGCAACCACAUGUGCUGAUAUUCAAACGACGUGACAGGCACACACUGUCACGCUGUCGCAAUGCGGACCAAACGCAUGGACGCAACCUCACAAAAAAAGUAACAACAAAUUUCCAUUGUCGUCCGAAUAAAUACUAUCAUGCACUCGUAAAGAAAUCUCAAACAUACCACGAGAACAAUGUGUUAAUCCCAGUGCAUUAGAUCUAGCUUUAAUAUGCUGUCAUCACCUGUGUGAAUCCAUUCCAUGCCGCUAGCGUGAAGCGCUGUGGUGCCAUCUGGUGAGCGAAAUUGAAAGCACUUGCACAGCUCUCGGUAGCAUCUCAAGCCUAACAACGUCAAAGCAAACAACCACUCUCAAUAAUAACGACAAGACAGCACCAAUACUUUGUCCUCAGCGUGAAAUGAGACAAAGCGAUUGCUAAUUUUACUGUUUAGUUUUUGCUGUCACAUCAAAGAGCAAGUUGCAAGAGAAAAUUCAGAUCGAAGUGGGCGGACUGGUUGCAUCCAUAGUGUUGCACAAUCAUGCCGCCCUCAGUGGAAGUCUCCGUAUGGACUUCUGAACAACGAGCAAAAUUUUCUGACUGACCAGUAACUGCGACGCUACAAGUGACAGCGACGGAUAGCCCUCUGCAAAGGCAAAAUCUGCCGCUCAAAAAUUGCAUGCAUGCGAUUGCACCUUAACUAUACAAGCAUUUUUCAAUUCCGCUGCAAUCGGAAGGGAACUGCUAUUGCUGAAAUUUGAUGCCGUGGCCUCUUGCACAGAGCAAAAUGUCUUGUCCAUUGCAUUGGCUUCAUUGCUAUAGCAUUGUGCUGCAAAGCAUGAGGUCGUGAGCUGGAAUAUUGAUUGCGGCAGCCUCAUUUUGGGUGGCAAAAACACUUGUGUACUUGAUCUGGGUGUACGUCAACAAACCUAAGAUGGUCAUAAUUAAUCCGACGUGCCCGCCAUGGUAUGCUUCAUAAUCGCAUAAUAGUUUUGGCACAUAAGACUGCAGAACUUGUGAAAUAUUUAUUAGAAGAAUGUCACAAUAUUUGAGCUACUGUGGUAAAUACCGUUUGGAGGUAAAGUGAGAACAGAAACUGCAGCUAACCACGCCCUCACAUGGGGACCAAAAAUGAACAAGCUACUCAAAAAAGAGUGCUUAUAGAUGUCAUUAUACUGAACUGUGUUCAACAACUGUGUGUUUGGGCAGUGCAAGAUAAUUCUUGAUGCAGACUUUUUUAGACGUUGGGUUCUCGUGCUGCAUUAUGUGUGUGCAUUUUCAAGGCCAAAUGGCUGUUUCUGCGGCCUCUUUUGAUAGCAGAUGCCAGUUUUGUGUUUGUUCUUGUAUUUGAAAUUUGUGGGAAUAAUUUUGCUAUAUGUCCAUCCUGCUUUUCUUUUCUUGACAUUGCAAUGGUUAGAAAAGGCCGCGAAAUGUAGCAGUUUUUCUGAUACUGCAUCACUGAAUGUUUUCAUUCAAUAUAUAUUACAGCACAUUUGUUGAUGAAAUGUUUUUAAGCAGUUUUCUGCGGUGACUGGGCUGUUGGUGCAUCACAUCAAGCUUACUUUUUGGCAGCCUUAUAGUGCGGACGUCACACAGUAUAAUAUGGUGAAAUCAAACCCCCGUUUCUUUUUUGUCCAUCUCUGUGUGAAUAUGUUUUUCGUUGUCCACUAAGAAAAGGUUGAUGUAAAGGGCAUCUUCCUGAACCAAUGAAUUUGGAACAGAACUUCGCAGAGUAGAUGAGUGACCUUUGACAUAUGUUUCUGCUCAUUCAAGAACCUAAAAGUGAAACUCUUUUGUUCUGAUCCCUUGGUAAUAAAAAGCAAAAACAGAUGGCCUUGUAAGAGACAUAAUGUACUCCCUACAUUAUAACGUGUGGUGGCAAACUGUUCAAUUUAGCUCUUGAUUUGCACUGAAGCACGAAUAUAUCCAUUAGUUGCUCGUUUGCAAAGCCAACUCAGCCUUGUAACUUCAAGGAAAUAGUGGUGCAACCAUAAAUGAAAUCAUUUGUCUGCUUUCACGCUUUUACUGCUACCAAAUAGUGCAUAGUGCUUACAAACAAAGAAUAAACGAUUUGCUUGCCCACUAGCUUUGCCAGAGGAUUCAUUCAUAUGGACAGCCCUGCCAGCAUAUUAUCAUUGCUGUGGCGCCAGCACAAUAUAUCCUGUGUGUUUUGUAGAGUAAGGAUAAAUUAGCAAUGUUGAUUGUUUACUCUGUGCUGCUGAGCAUAGAUGCUUAUGCUUUUAUUAUUAUUUAGACCCCUCUCUAGCCUGUACCUUCCGGUACAGUAAACAUUUGAUAAUGGAAUUCCCAGUAAUUCAAAAUUUCAAUUGAAUGAAAUGUAUUGCUAAAUCUUUGUUGACCCACUAUGUUUUCACUGCAUUUUGAAGUUGCCGUUUUAAAACAAGCAAUCUGUUAAUAUUGUGGUUAGUAAUUCAACCUCUUUGGCUUCCUAAGGCAGAGGAAUGCGUCAGCAAAAUAAUGACUCGUCAGAGCACAUUCGUUAUAUGAACAGCCUAAAGAUGUCCACAUUUUACAUGGAGGUACCAUGGCUCUUGUUUGGUGUCACUAGGAGAAUGUACCACCCACUUAUUCGCCAUAAAAUUGAACCGAUCGUAGUCCAUGUGCCUGCUGCAACUGUGUGCCUGUUCGAAUGCAACUGAGUGUCUAUACCUGCACCUCUACUAAACCAUGUUUAUGUUUUGGGGCAUAAUGUAUACUUGUCAUAAUAUAAAUGAAAAUCUAUGACUUCUAACAUCUAUAUUUAACAUGUCGGCCCUUACGUCGGUGUUUUGUUAAGUCACACAAAUUAUGUCAAAGGUCACUUUCCACCUCUGUGCGCAUCUCUGCCACAAGGUUUAAAGUCCAAAAACUUGUUCAGAAGGGGUCUACUUCAAUGGCAUUUGUUAAAAACUGUUUGGCAGAAGGAUUACCUUUAUGCUUUCGAAGACAGUUUGACAUGAUGGUGUAUGUUCAGAAGUGUGUGUGUUAUGGGAUAUGCAUGUUGGAUGUAUAAAUCAGGUAUUUUUAUUUCUUAUUUACCAGUAGUUACUGUUGGAGUUCUAUCAGCUGUUGAAAGUAGUAGUGUUAAUAAGUAUUUUUAAGCCCCUUUGUGUGGUGGUGCAAACCUGGGGCUUGAAUGGCCCUCCGCAAGGAGCAUUUUUUAAUAGCUAAUGCAAAUGUAGUGUAGAGAGAAUCAGACUAUCAAGGAGUGAUAAUGAAAAGUCUUGCUUAUGUACUAUACUGUGUACUAUACUGUAGAUCAGCAGUGCUCUUGAAGUGUCUAUCAUUGUGUAAAACAUCACUUGAAGACUGCAAUCAUUAUGCCAACAUCAUUACACACCUCACCACCCUCAACACUUGGCAAUCAGUGUAAAUUACCUCAUUAAUUUUUGUGCUGUUGUGCCCUGUGUGUCUAAUUGUUCCUCUACUGCACACUCUGCCCUGCGUAUACUAAAGCAUUCGCAGUGAGUCAUUAGCAGUGGUUGUUUGUUGGGGCUGGAAUGGACCAUUUCAAGAUGUGUUCUUUGUACAGUCUAUUUCUUGUUGUUUCCUGCAUAGUCGGCACCCUUGCAUGUAUUUUCGAAACAUAAUCUGCAAGUUCUCUUGUUUCUUUACAACCGUAUAUUUUCACUGUGUCCCUUUUUUCUAGUCAGCAUCCAUCACCUGCUUUGUCUGAACUUGAAAUUACACUAGUAUAGAUCUGCCCUGUCAUUCUAGUCGUAGUAAGAAUGUCGCUGGUGGGCAGGUUUUACGGGCCUGACACUGUCUGCUUUGUUUAA